AUGUGUUGUUUGACAUUACAAAAACGAUCACUAAACGAACUUUUUUAUGUGCCACGUCCAUCAUUUCUUAUUCCAAUUUUUCGAGCGCCGACAACUACAUCGACAACAACAUUAGCAACAACAAUUAAAUCUUCAUUUGUAACAACUGACAUUGCAGCGAAGAGGAUUUUUUCGACAUUUUUCUAUAAACAAGAACAGAAACAAAGUGAUUUAACGAGUACUGUAUCAACGAAUAUGAUCAGUCAACGUAUCUUUGAGAAUCUCGUUCUAACAAAUACAAUUGUCGCUGCAUUUUGUAUCGUUCUCAUGGUUACAAUAACGGGAUUUCUUGUUUUUCUUCUUGUACCAUCAAUUCGACGUCGAUGGCUUAAUGAAAAAUCAGAAAAUGAACGCAAACUUGAAGAGUUACCAACAUUAAGUCGACAACCAUCAUUUCAUCAUUUUACUUUAGGUCCAUCUCGAUAUAAUCCUAUAUUUGAACCAACAGCAGGUACCACAACGACAACAACACAAUUCGGUCUAUUUCAACCUCAUACAACAACAGCAACACUUCUUCAUCCAACUAUUUGGGCACCAAUAUCACCAACAUCUGUUAUACCAACACCCAUUCCAACUCAACAACCUCAAAUAGCGUCAACACCGCCUGCAUCUCUACGAACAAGAUCGAUGCCACCAGGAUCAGCAGCAACAGCAACAACAACAGCAGGAGCAGGAGCAACAUCGGCGUCGAAUUCAUCUGCACCUGCUGCCGCACGACCUCCAUUACCAGCACAUCCUCCAACACAAGUACAACGAUCACCAAGAAAACGAUAA
Messenger RNA from Adineta ricciae, 813 nucleotides. The record is from the annotation of a GenBank genome assembly. Lineage: Eukaryota; Metazoa; Rotifera; Eurotatoria; Adinetida; Adinetidae.